AUGGAAGUCGACGCCGAUGAUGAGCUGUUGGAUGUCAGCUAUUGUGAGCAUGAGGGGAAGCUGAAAUCAUGGACUGAGAUCGAAAGUGUGAAGCUGUCAACCAUCGGUGUGAAUAGCCAUCUUGCCCGCCUGGAAGGUACAUUAUCAAAGCCGAAGCGCACACACGCCGGUGAACGACCAAUCAUCGUUCGCGAUGCCAGUGAUCGAUGCACAGCGCAAUCAAAGGAUUGGUUAUUCAGUCGGCGGGUUCGGGGGUUUGCAGCACCUGUUUCAGAUUUAAAGACUCGAGGUAUGGGUGAAGAUACAGAGCAGUCAGUUGGAAUCUUCGUGUUCUUGAUUAUCAUACUUGUGGCUCAUGUGGCUUGUUGGAUUGCGUCGGUUGUAAAGGCUGUGAUCGAUAGAAAAUCCUUUCGUCGCAAGACGAAAUUAUCCAAAGAGAAGGCGCUGCUUGCGGAAACGCGUCAAAAUGAGUUGGAGGAUGCGAGAAGGCAGCGCAAUUCAGAGCCGGCGAGCGUGGAGAAUGGAGGGCCUAAAUUUGCAAUCACUAGAUCGCAGCAAAAUUCAAGUCAAAAUUUACAUCCCGUCUCUCCCACAGGCAGAUUCACUGGUGAGCACUAUUUUCCCAAAUGCCCCAAGAGACUACUCUCCACCGGAGGUGCGAAGCGCAUCAGUCCUGAGGAAUUGGCUAUCAUGCUCGAUAGCUAUGCUGUUCAGCCACCAAAGACACAGCAAGCCGACUCGGUAGCACGGUCGCCAACCCAUCCCGCAACCAAAGAAACGUCCACGUCGAAUCCUAGUGCUGUGAAUGCUUGA
Molecule: messenger RNA, 813 nt
Organism: Echinococcus granulosus
Lineage: Eukaryota; Metazoa; Platyhelminthes; Cestoda; Cyclophyllidea; Taeniidae
Exons: 4
Coding region: 1-813 (270 amino acids)
Source: RefSeq, a predicted model, not a curated record